Messenger RNA from Melospiza melodia melodia, 1035 nucleotides. RefSeq names its product RNA polymerase II elongation factor ELL2-like. Gene Ontology annotation, cellular component: transcription elongation factor complex. The coding region runs from base 1 to 1035 and encodes 344 amino acids. Lineage: Eukaryota; Metazoa; Chordata; Aves; Passeriformes; Passerellidae. Gene Ontology annotation, biological process: transcription elongation by RNA polymerase II; positive regulation of transcription elongation by RNA polymerase II; snRNA transcription by RNA polymerase II. Gene Ontology annotation, molecular function: cis-regulatory region sequence-specific DNA binding. The transcript has 8 exons. The record is from RefSeq and is a predicted model, not a curated record.
AUGGCGGAGCUGCGGGCCUGGGCAGGAUCCAGUGAGUUCCGCAGGGCCCCAAUCCGCACUGCGUCCCGCAGGGCCCCCACCAGCACUGCCAUGCCCGUCAGGGUGAGCCAGAGGUGCCAGGAGCAGCAGGAGAAGAGAACAAAGCCAAUGAAGCCUGCAGGGAGUGAACAGAAUCCUUGCAAUGCUGUUUAUCGGCGACCCUACAGAGACAGGGUGAUUCAUUUACUUGCUCUGAGGGCUUACAAGAAGCCAGAGUUGCUUGCUCGCUUGCAGAGAGAUGGAGUCAUGCAAAAGGACAAGGGCAGCCUUGCAAAGAUCCUUCAGCAGGUGGCCAAGUGGAAUGCAAAGGAUAAUUCCUUCAGUCUGAAGGAAUAUCUCUUUCAAAGCCUUCAGACUGAUUGGCCUGGCUACACUGAAAUAGACAGACAGAAUUUGAAGUUAAUCCUGUCUGGAAAAUCAACUCCAUCUCAGAACACCACCAACACCAGCCAAGCGACAUCUCCAGGGCCUUCUGAGAGAGAUGCUCCAGUAGGACCUGCUCAGCCAACGGAGAAAUUUCCGAGUUCCAGCGUCCCAGCACCUGCCAGGGAGCAGAAGGAGAUCCCCAAUUCAAAUGGGGAGAAAAAUGAAUUGGGGAGGCUGAAGCAGUGGCACCGCUUGGAUUUCGAUGAAGGUAUUGAUGUGCUGGUGUUCCUGACUCCUGUGUGGAUAACUGAGGUAAAAUACAUAGCCAUUGUCUCCUUGGAGCAACGCCAGCGCUACAAGGAUGACUUCAAUGCAGAGUAUGAAGAAUACCGGAAUUUACAUUCUCUGAUUGGCAAGACCGUGAAGAAGUUCAGACAGUUUCAGGAGCAAUGGAAGUGUCUGACUCCAGGCUCUGAAUCCUAUCAGGCACUGCAUCAUCGAAUCCUAGCAGAUUAUCAGCAGUUACAACAGGGUAGUCCCAGGUACUCUGAAAUGAAGAGCAGGUGCCUGUACCUCCACAACAAGCUGGCCCAUAUUCAGAGCCGCAUUUCUGAAUUUGACCAGCUGUGA